This is a messenger RNA of Grus americana (Whooping crane), 702 nucleotides long. RefSeq lists its product as uncharacterized. The record is from RefSeq and is a predicted model, not a curated record. The coding region runs from base 1 to 702 and encodes 233 amino acids. Lineage: Eukaryota; Metazoa; Chordata; Aves; Gruiformes; Gruidae. The transcript is spliced from 4 exons.
AUGGGUGGGAAAGAAGGUUCCACUUUUGGCAGGACACCCAUGUCUCUAGGGCACACACCUGAGAAAUGGGAAACCUGGAUUCAGGUCUCUGCUCAGCUUGAGAAGCUUCAACCUUUGAACACGUCCAUCUCAGGAAGGAAACAGGGCAGAUAUGAUCACGUUGAUUUUCCAUCUGCCUGCCUCUGCCUAUUGCUGGUGGAACCCACUGGCUGUACCACGCAGAAGGGCAGAGCUCUCCAAGGAGUCAGAUUAAAGAUUUUCUUUGCCAGACCAUCCUCCAUAAGACUUUGCACAAACCACCAGAAACUCCAACCCACCAGCAAACAAGAGAACCCCGAGCUUGCCCUUUAUCCUGCAAAUGUAUGCAUUUUCUUUACCAAUACCAGGAAUCCCAGCGGUUCCCCCCACACUAAUAAAGGUGAUCUGUGGAUGAACCAAGCAGUGAAGCUGUUCAGAGAAAGCAGAAACGACCUGGCUGAGUCCUAUCAGCAGCUCAUUUCAUCUUCCAUGGCCAACUGCUUUGAGCAAAGACAACAAACUUCAUUUGUUAACCAACUGUCUCUGGGGGAUGAUUUCUCUUGGACGUUGGCUUCUGGGAGCCAUGCAGGUCUCCCAGGUCUCCUCUUUGUUGUCCUGUGCCUUGGACUACCUUUUGAGCUGGGGCAAAGCAUUUGCAACCAACCUCUGAAGAAGGAAAAGUAA